Staurois parvus is the source of this 323-nucleotide messenger RNA. Lineage: Eukaryota; Metazoa; Chordata; Amphibia; Anura; Ranidae. The record is from the annotation of a GenBank genome assembly.
CAGUGUCAGUGCUUUUUAUUAGCACUGAUUUCCAGGGGCGGACUGACCAUUUGGAAACUCGGGCACUGCCCGAGGGCCCGGGGUCAGUAGGGGGCCCCAUGAGAUGCCCCUGGUACCUUUUUCAUAGGCUUUUUUGAGUUUGGGCAAGGACACAGGGGCCCCAUGAUCCCCUAUUGCCCGGAGGCCCCAUGAGUUGUCAGUCCACCCCUGCUGAUUACUAUAUUGGUGUCACUGUGGUUUUUGGGGGACCUUUCCACAAAACACUUUGGCCCCUUGAUCCCCGUCUGCCCUGGUGUUUGGAGGAGCUUUGGCAUGUUCUAUUC